Messenger RNA from Brenthis ino (lesser marbled fritillary), 897 nucleotides. Lineage: Eukaryota; Metazoa; Arthropoda; Insecta; Lepidoptera; Nymphalidae. The record is from the annotation of a GenBank genome assembly.
AUGAAGAUAUUGAUGAGAGCAGACACACAUUACAGUAUAGUAGUGAGUGGUAGUGAUUAUGAAAAGCCCAAAUAUACAUUUUCACAGGUAUUAGCAGCAGUGGCUGUGUCUAUGGGCUCAAUGAUAAUUGGGUUUUCAUCCGCAUACACGUCACCGGCACUCGUCACUAUGCAAAACAGUACUAAAAUAUCUGUUACCGCGGAAGAGGCAAGUUGGGUUGGUGGCUUAAUGCCAUUGGCUGCUCUAGCAGGAGGAGUACUUGGGGGCCCCUUAGUAGACUACAUCGGCCGACGCAAGACUAUUCUUUUCACGGCGGUGCCCUUCUUCAUUGGCUGGAUAUUUAUAGCUACAGCUAGAACUGUUCACUUAGUGUUUACCGGGCGAGCCAUAUGUGGACUGUGUGUCGGUAUUGGUUCUCUAGCCUUUCCUGUUUAUUUAGGUGAAACGAUUCAACCCGAGGUCCGCGGUACUUUGGGACUGUUUCCUACAGCUAUUGGAAAUAUAGGCAUUCUUAUAUGCUACGUUGCUGGUAAAUACCUAGAUUGGUCACAGUUAGCUUAUCUUGGCGCGUCUCUUCCUAUACCUUUCUUAUUAUUAAUGUUUAUGAUCCCGGAAACCCCCCGAUGGUAUAUAUCUCGCGGCCGACACGAGGAAGCGCGUAAAGCUUUACAAUGGCUUCGAGGCAGUAAGGCAAAAAUUGAUAAUGAAAUGCGUGAUAUAGCUCUCAGUGAUGCCGAGAUUGACAAAGAUUGUUCAAUUAGAGAAAUGUUAAUUAUAUUUGUUCCCGAGACACGAGGAAAAAGUCUAGAACAAAUCGAAAGCAAAAUGACCGGUAGAAAAGCAAGAACUCGAAGAUUGAGUUCAAUCGCAAAUAUAAAACCACUUCCAAGUGGUUGC